Messenger RNA from Balaenoptera acutorostrata (minke whale), 2139 nucleotides. RefSeq names its product protein phosphatase 1 regulatory inhibitor subunit 14C (gene PPP1R14C). NCBI's taxonomy places the organism in Eukaryota, Metazoa, Chordata, Mammalia, Artiodactyla, Balaenopteridae. Gene Ontology annotation, cellular component: cytoplasm. Gene Ontology annotation, molecular function: protein serine/threonine phosphatase inhibitor activity. The transcript has 4 exons. Gene Ontology annotation, biological process: regulation of phosphorylation. The record is from RefSeq and is a predicted model, not a curated record. The coding region runs from base 165 to 665 and encodes 166 amino acids.
UCGCCGCGGCUCCUCCUCCAGACCUCCCCGCCAGCCGGCGGCGGCGCGGAGCAGGUGCUGACGAAGCCCGCGCAUGCCGCUGCCCGGCCCGAGGCGGUAGCGGCGCCGGGCGCUCCGCCCGCCUCUCCUCUGGGCCGCAUUCGGUCUACGGCGCGCGAGGGGACAUGUCGGUGGCGACGGGCAGCAGUGAGGCGGCCGGCGGGGCCGGCGGCGGCGGCGGCGGCGCGCGGGUUUUCUUCCAGAGCCCCCUGGGCAGCGCCGGCGGCAGCCCGGGCUCGAGCAGCGGUUCGGGCUCCUCCCGGGAGGACUCGGCGCCCGUGGCCACGGCGUCCGCUGCCGGGCACGUUCAGCAGCAGCAGCGGCGCCACCAGCAGGGAAAAGUGACAGUGAAAUACGAUCGCAAGGAGCUUCGGAGGCGGCUCGUGGUGGAGGAGUGGAUCGUGGAGCAGCUGGUACAGCUUUACGGCUGCGAGGAAGAAGAAAUGCCAGAAGUGGAAAUUGACAUUGAAGAUCUUCUUGAUGCAGACAGUGAAGAAGAGAGAGCUUUAAAAUUACGGGAAGCUCUCGUAGACUGCUACAAACCAACAGAGGAAUUUAUCAAGGAGCUGCUCUCCCGGGUAAGAGGCAUGAGGAAACUGAGCCCCCCGCAGAAGAAGACUGUAUAAUUCCGGACCAGGUGGAACUCUCCUGGAGACCCAUGAAGGGAUUUCGACUUCACGAAGACUUUUAUUAAAGAAUAGUUGUCCUUAUGAGCAACUUUUUUGGGGGUAGGGAGGGGUGGUAUCUAUUAGACAUUUAUUCAAGAACAUUACUUUUUUUUGGUUGUUUUUAAAGGUUUUGUUGGUGUGAUAUUUUAAUAGCAAAGACAUCACCACUCUGGUUUCAGCCCAACCAGGGAUUAACAAACCAGGCAGACACGCAGGGCUGGGCUGGGCCAGGCAUCUUCUUGGAGAAACCAGAUGUUUAGGGCCUAACUAUACAGGGAUGAUGGUUUUCUUAGACUUUUUUCUUAAGUUGUACAUUUGACUCAGAGGUCGAAUUUCUCGUGCUUGUAUAUAUCUUCAGGCAACUAAGUUAACAUGUUGAUGUGAGUUUUAUUUCACAUUGAUGGAAUAAACUUGUGGUUGUCCUUUCAUUGGAGGUCACGGCACGUAUGUUUUCAAGAGGCCACUAGGUAUUCUUCGUGUGAGUGCUGGAGACCUACAACAUUCACUUUAUGCACCAAAGUGAAAGAAUUCAGUGUAUCCGUUAUUUUAAUGAGCUACACUACAACAAUGUGGAGUUGGUCAAGGGCUUAAUUUAUGGACUUUGUAUUAUUUUGUUAAUCGGAUGCUUUGCCAGGUUAUGUACUUAUUGCCUCAUUUGUGGUAUUAUUCAAGUUUCCUGAACCCUUUCUUUGAAUGUUUAUUCAGAUUUCUAGAGAAAUGCCCAUGCUACCUGAGUGGUGUUUUGCAGUGGAACAAGGAAGCGCCGUGUAGCAAUUCAUUCUCUGCUUUCAACCAAAUACUAUGUAUUAUUCUCUCACCAUGAAAGCAGGUCAUAAGGAAGUGAGCAGAUUAAGUUUCUUCCUCCUUAGAAGUAGAUCUGGUCACUUCGGUGCCCGGGCAGCAUCAGACCAUGGUGUAAAAGGGAGAAAGCCUCACCUCCUCUCAAGAAAGUGGAUACAGGAGCAUUUGCUGGUUUGGAAGCGUGGUGGAGAUUUCAUUUCUGGCUUCUCUCAGUGGCAUAUGGUGAGGACUCUGGCCCUAACCCUGAUCCCUUUGCUUGGAGCGGAGCCUGGGAUGCCUGCCCUGCCCCUCUCAGUUCUAUACCAGCUCCUUGGAGAAGAAUCAAAAUGCGGAUGGAUGUGGGCGGGGUCAAAGGUCAGAGGAGAAACUCUUGCUUUCCUCCAGGAGGUCCCCACUGCCUCCCCACAGAAACCACCCAUACUGUAAGGUGUCUCUAGGUGGCCCUGUCAGAGGACAGGGGUCAGGCAUUUUAUAUCAAGGGUGCUCAGAACAUAUUUUAUUUUUUAAAAGAACUAUGUUUGUGAAUUUUACGUACACUGGCAAGCUUUUGAAAAUGUAUUUAAUUUUGUAAUGUUUACCAAUGAUUUAUUUACAAGCUAUUUACGCAAAUAAAUGAAGCUGCUUACAAUUC